Molecule: messenger RNA, 966 nt
Organism: Xylaria bambusicola
Lineage: Eukaryota; Fungi; Ascomycota; Sordariomycetes; Xylariales; Xylariaceae
Exons: 2
Coding region: 1-966 (321 amino acids)
Source: RefSeq, a predicted model, not a curated record
AUGUCUUGGGACGAUUUCACCAUAGACUACGGCCGGAAUACUUCAAGUUGCUGUCAGGAAGAAGACCAGGGAAAGCCUUACGACAGUCCCUCGUUUCCUCAGUUCCCCAUGCUCCCGCCAGAGCUUCGAUUUGCCGUCUGGGAACUGCUAGCCCUCCCGAGGGGCCCAAUGCGCCGCGAGACUUUAUUCCAUCUUGAGGAAUACGCGAUGCCGGUCAUGCAAUAUAUCAAAGUGAACAGAGAAGCCAGACGGGAAAUUCUACGGGGACGCGAAGUCUGCAUAGUGGAAUUGACUUUUGGUUCGAAGCCCAUCUUCGUCAAUUGGGAGUUGGAUUUAUUUGAAUUUUACCCCUUCGCGCCGCUGUAUGCUGGAUACGGUGAAGACUUCAUGAAUAAAAUCAGAAACAUCGCGUUCAUGGUUGGAAGUCCCAAGUACCGGUACGGCGUUCCUAAUGCUGAAAGACGCAGUGUAUUUGGUAUAGAUGGACUUUGGAGAAUGGAUCAGCACCAACCCUCACAACUAUUUGCGUCGGUCAAAAAAGUCGUCUAUCUCGUAGGCAAGAGCAGUUGUCCCUACGUCCUUAGAGAGUCUUCUGAAGGGGUCUUCAAAUUUUGCAGCUGGGCCGAGGGGGAAUAUACAAUCCAUCCAGACAGCCCAGCCCUGAGACUGAACGAGUACGGGCUUCACACGAUCGAACCGACAGCCUACAAUUAUAACGAUUGGUGCGACUCUGUAAUGUUGCGGUCGGAAGAAGGACCACUAAUGGAGAUUCCCUUCGUCGAGUGGUUCGAUAUAGCAUCUCAAGAAGCAACUAUGUCUAGACUUCCGGAGAUGAUUGGACAUGAAGUUGAGUUUCAAAUGAUGAUGUAUUAUAAGGAACCCGAAUACUGGUACCAAGGGCGGCCCGAUCAUGGGCUUCCGAGGCGGGGAGAGGUUUGGGAGACUGGGACUGGGAGGGUCUGGUAA